AUGUCUGCUCCCGCCCACAAGUUCAAGGUCGCCGACCUGUCCCUGGCCGCCUUUGGCCGCAGGGAGAUUGAACUCGCCGAGAACGAGAUGCCCGGUCUGGUGGCCAUCCGCCAGAAGUAUGCCGCCGACCAGCCUUUGGCCGGUGCCCGCAUUGCUGGCUGCCUGCACAUGACCAUCCAGACCGCCGUCCUCAUUGAGACGCUCGUUGCUCUGGGUGCCGAGGUCACCUGGACCAGCUGCAACAUCUUCAGCACCCAGGACCACGCCGCUGCCGCCAUUGCCGCCGCCGGUGUCCCUGUCUUUGCCUGGAAGGGCGAGACCGAGGAGGAGUACAACUGGUGUCUCGAGCAGCAGCUCAGCGCCUUCAAGGACGGCAAGAAGCUAAACCUGAUCCUCGACGAUGGCGGCGACCUGACCUCGCUCGUCCACUCCAAGUACCCCGAGCAGCUCAAGGACUGCUUCGGUGUCUCUGAGGAGACCACCACCGGUGUCCACCACCUGUACCGCAUGCUCAAGGAGGGCAAGCUGCUGGUCCCCGCCAUCAACGUCAACGACAGCGUUACCAAGUCCAAGUUCGACAACCUGUACGGCUGCCGCGAGUCCCUGAUUGACGGCAUCAAGCGUGCCACCGAUGUCAUGAUUGCUGGCAAGGUUGCUGUUGUUGCUGGAUUCGGAGAUGUCGGCAAGGGCUGUGCCCAGGCUCUCCACGGCAUGGGUGCUCGCGUCCUCGUCACCGAGAUUGACCCCAUCAACGCUCUCCAGGCUGCCAUGGCCGGCUACCAGGUCACCACCAUGGAGAAGGCUGCCUCCAUUGGCCAGAUCUUCGUCACCACCACCGGCUGCCGUGACAUCCUGACUGGCGCUCACUUCGAGGCCAUGCCCAACGACGCCAUUGUCUGCAACAUUGGCCACUUCGACAUUGAGAUUGACGUUGCUUGGCUCAAGGCCAACGCCAAGUCUGUCCAGAACAUCAAGCCCCAGGUCGACCGAUUCACCAUGGCCAGCGGCCGCCACAUCAUCCUCCUGGCUGAGGGUCGUCUGGUCAACCUUGGCUGUGCUACCGGCCACUCUUCCUUUGUCAUGUCCUGCUCCUUCUCCAACCAGGUCCUUGCUCAGAUUGCUCUGUACAAGGCCGCCGACAAGGCCUGGGCCGAGAAGUACGUUGAGUUUGGCAAGACCGGCAAGCUCGAAGUCGGCGUCUUUGUCCUCCCCAAGGUCCUGGACGAGGAGGUCGCCAAGCUGCACCUGGCUCACGUCCAGGCUGAGCUGACCACUCUCACCGAUGUGCAGGCUGAGUACCUCGGUCUUACUGUCGAGGGUCCUUACAAGGCCGAGAUCUACCGCUACUAA
Messenger RNA from Trichoderma gamsii, 1350 nucleotides. Its product is annotated as adenosylhomocysteinase. The record is from RefSeq and is a predicted model, not a curated record. Gene Ontology annotation, cellular component: cytosol. Gene Ontology annotation, molecular function: adenosylhomocysteinase activity. The coding region runs from base 1 to 1350 and encodes 449 amino acids. The transcript has 2 exons. Lineage: Eukaryota; Fungi; Ascomycota; Sordariomycetes; Hypocreales; Hypocreaceae. Gene Ontology annotation, biological process: L-methionine cycle.